Molecule: messenger RNA, 4526 nt
Organism: Stylophora pistillata
Lineage: Eukaryota; Metazoa; Cnidaria; Anthozoa; Scleractinia; Pocilloporidae
Product: cellular tumor antigen p53
Biological process (GO): regulation of transcription by RNA polymerase II; apoptotic process
Cellular component (GO): nucleus
Molecular function (GO): DNA-binding transcription factor activity, RNA polymerase II-specific; RNA polymerase II cis-regulatory region sequence-specific DNA binding
Source: RefSeq, a predicted model, not a curated record
GUUUGACUCCUUGUAUAGCAGUUUAACUCUUAGACUCCCAAGAUGUGAUUGCCAAGAGUGUUUUUGAGAUUAUUUUAAAGAGGUGUAUGUAUAUAUGUAUCAUAGCUUUUUGGUUAUAAGGCAUACUUAGUCAAGUUCCCAAACUGAAAAUUACAUGAAAAUACUCGGUUAUAAGACGCACCACUACAGUAUAUCAAGUGUAAAACUCAGUUUUACUUAGUCUUGUUCUCUCUUAAUUUUGACUUUAAGUUCUGCCACGCAUAAAAAUCAGCAAGUAUUGUUAUGCAAGCUCAUUGAUUGACUGACAUGCCACUUCUGCUGUGAAAAUCGAGCUUGUCAGUGUUAGAAGGCUUAAUAGCGAUGACUUUGACAAACUAACCAUGCCGCAGAACAAUACUUGUCAAACUAGUUUGAACUUGCCUGCGACCACUGGCAAAAUGCAUCAUCAGCAACUUUUCUUUAGUUAUAAUUUGAAGUACUUGUCGUGCAAAUUCCUACAACUAGUUGCAAGGUACUAUUACAUCAAAGAGUUUUGUUAUAUGACUUGUUUUGAGGCAUUUAUCUAAAAUAUCAGAGAUCUUUUAUUGUUGUAAACCAAAUGGGUGACAAAUCAUAUGUAGGUGUAACUUGAAGGGUUUUAAAAUCUGUGUUUGUGAAUUGCUUCAUUCUCUAUAAGUGUUUUGAGGAUAACCAAAUUGAAGUUGUUUGUUUUUUUCAUUAUUGUGUAAUUUUUUUUUAGAACAAAAAAACUGCGGUCAACUGCAGGAAGUUGUCGUUUUUCUCUAAAAAGUCAGGAAGUUUAUCAAAUAGCCCAAGGUUAAUGACAAUUUUUAGUGUCAUUGUGUUAUCUGUAUUUUAUAUGUGUUUAAUGUCACAUUUUCAAAAAAAAAAUUUUACCAAUUGAGUUGUUGUUUAUUCAAACAUGCUUUUACAAGGGACAUGUUACAGAAGAGUCAAAUCAAGAAAGUCAAAAUGGGGUGUUUAGUGCUACAACAGGAUUAAAAGUUGUUUUCUUGCCAAAAUCCUGCAGGUCACCUGUUGUUAAAUAGAUUAAAUUUCUUUUGUUGUCAGUUUUAGCAGUACUAUUACAUAAGAGACAACAAAAGUGUCAGAUAGUGAUGAGACAAUCCAGCAUUCAUCAGAUAAGCUUCUUUGUUGUUACAAGUCAAACAACUAGCAACUGAAGGUCAACAGUGGUAGAUAUCAGGUUUCUAUUGUCUUUAAUUGUUUUUCCAUUAUGUUAGUGGCUGCAGAGACAAUGGCUUUUGUGCUUCUCAUGUUAAAUUUGGCGUGAGAACAAUAGUUUGCAGAGGUGACGAGUUGCACGACACAUAUUUAAAUGACAAGCCGGUGGCUUUUAGCUUAGUCAGCUUGGAAAAUUAUUCAGUUUCACAUGUUAAAGUGUAUUUGAAACUUUGGAUCAGUUCAGAAGUUAAAACAAAGUGAAGAUGUCGUGUACUCUGGAUUCAGGCUUUCCAAAAAUGAUGCACUGGGACAAAGACUUAUGCCACAGUUUUCUGUCUCCACUGGGAACAGGGGAAGAUUCUCAAGACAAUUUUUUGCCAAGCGAUAUGAGACCAUAUGGGCAGUCAUUCCCGUUCAUACCAAGUUCUCAGGCACCAGUGGAUUUGCCAACAUCUACUAGCCCCAAUCCCCCAGCUUAUCCACACAACAUUCCAUGCUCUCCUGGCCUUGUGUCAGUGCACCGCAGCUCAUCUUCCAUCUCACCAAUAAACACUGCACCUUAUGAGACUCAGUCCAGUACAUACAGUGAUGCUUCAACCCCUGGGACCCCAGCAGCAUCAUCUCCCAACAUGGUGCCUAACUACAUGUACCAACCUCAGCCUCAAUCUCGCUUACCACAAAUUCCCAGCACCACAGAAUACCCAGGAGAUUUGAACUUCCAGAUAUCUUUUGGCCCUAUUACUGAAUCAGCCUCUAAGUCCGCCACAUGGACUUAUUCGGAUGUCUGCAAGAAGCUGUAUGUGAAUCUUAACAGCUACUGUCCCAUCAAGUUCAAGACAUCUCAGGCCCCACCACACAAAACAUACUUGAGAGCUGUUGCGGUGUUCAAAGGCUCCACCAAUUUGCAUGAUGUGGUAAAGAGGUGCCCAAAUCAUAUGGAAAAUUCCAAUGAUGGCUCUGCUCCAAACAACCACUUCAUGCGCAGUAACAAUCCUGCAGCUGGUUAUCACACUUGCCCGGAGUCAUCUAGACACUCCAUAAUUAUUCCUUACAGUGGCCCACAAGUUGGUACAGAGUAUGUUACGGAGAUGUUUGCCUUCAUGUGCUUCUCAAGCUGUGCAUCAGGGCCAAGCAGACGGCCAGUUGAAGUUAUUUUUACAUUGGAGAGGGAGGGACAAACUCUUGGCAGACGUGUGGUGGAAAUCAGGGUGUGUGCCUGUCCAGGGAGGGACAGAAAAUCUGAUGAAAGGAUUGCUUGUGGUGAGCCUAGCUCAUCGCAGGGAGCCAAACGCACAAGGAAGGGGUCAAAGGGUCCUUUGUCGAAAAGGAGGAGAACCAGCUUCAGAUCUCACGAGGAGGAAUAUUCUGUUUCUACAAGGAACUAUCAUGUCUACGAGAUUCUGCAAGACAUGAAAGAUAACCUUGAUGAGAAAUUUGAAAGUUGGAAUAUUCAAAGCCCAGAGCACUCUACGGUUUUGAGUACGUCUGAAGACGAGGGUGAACAGCCUUCGACGUCUGGCAGUCCUGGAGCUUUGUACAAGAGAGUGGGUCAAUCAUCCAUGUGAACAGCUGGAAAGAUUCUAGCAGAGCUCCGUUGCAGUUCGUUCAUGUAGAUCUGCGAGCUCGAUAAACCAUUCUCAGUAACUGUUAAAUGUGAUUUUUGUUUUGGUCGGUUUUUUUUUUUUCUAUGGUUUCUUUUCUCAGCUGCCGAACCAUGGGUGAAGCAGAGUGUGUUAUUACUUCGAAUUUCGUUUAAUUUACUUCUUUUUGGUUAACAGUAGAGAGGUCACCCUUGCUUUUUGGUAGCUGUUUAUCAGUUUAUAGUGCUGUUUUUCAAAGCUUUAUUCAUCCUAUUCUGUGUGCGUUGUUUAAGUACUGAAUUUAUUCUUUUAAUUUACAUAUUGGUUAAAAAAUUUAGCCUUCUCCAUUUCAGAGGUUGUGUGAACGCACCUCAGGGGGAUAAUUUUUUGCUCGCGUAUUGUUAAGUGAAGGAAGCUUCGCUUGUAACUUUGACUCUGAUUUAUUCGGAAAAAUCCUAUGAAAAAAGGUUUAUUGGUAGGCUUUGGUUUUACAGAGCGAUCUCCACUACUAAACGCAAAGCGUGAGAAAAUUCAAUCACAUUUAGUGAUCAGCUCAAUUAAUUUAUAUGCAAGUGUCUUCGUUUUGGAAGACAGAUCGAAUUUGGUUUUACAAAUGUCUGAUUCUACUUCAAUUAUGCGUUUUUGUGGACGCAAAACUUAUAAAAUGACGCAUUUCCGAACGUUAAUGGCACUGCUAUUUUUGAAUGCCUUUUUUCUAUCAUCCACUUUGUAAUAUCAUCAAAUUUUUUUGUUGUACAUAAAUGCUGUGAAUUUCUCACUCAAAAUGGCGGCCAAGGUUUGGGCCAAACUUCACGUAUUGAAAGAAAAAUAUUGAGAAAAAAGAGUAAGUAAAAUUUAUUUCGUUGGUAAGGCUAAGUUAUUAGGAUUUUUUUUCGAUGGUUACAAGUUUUUGUCAUAGUUGAAUUUUGUUAAAUAUGGGGCGACGCCCCCAAAUCGUGUCCAUUUUGGAUUGAUUUUGCAAUCAGAGCACUUCCUUUCGCUUUUUGUGAAAAGUUCGUUCAUGAAGCUCGUUGUGUUAGUCAUCGCUUUGAAUUUAUCGCUCGUUCAACCUCAACUUUGGCCGCCAUCUUGCAGAAGUACUGUUAUGUCUAAUUCGUUUCUGCAAAGGAUUUAUUUUGUUUACAUCAGAUAGGUAACUAUACAAAGCUGGCUUUCAAAGUAAUAUAUAUAUAUAUAUAUAUAUACACAUUUUGUUUUUGAUUGCUUCUAAAUUUUAGCUCCUUCACUUAUUGACGAGGCGAUGGUUUAAGGUCUCGGUAUCUCUUGCAAAAUCAGUUGUGUUGGCUUUGAAACGAAAACCACUUAAUACCUUUAUGGGGUUUCGUUAUUCUUUUUAAAAUGCGUUUUCGUAUGGAAUUACUUUUAUUCUCGUUUUAAAGAUGAUCAGUGAGUGAAGGAGGUAAAUCGUUAAUGGUAAGAAAUGCUAUCUUUUUAUUGAUUCUACAGUUCUCGAGGGAUAAGGAGUUUAACGUUAGGUUGAGCAGGUUACUGUUCCAUAAGAUCAGAUCUAUUUUAAACGUUGUCUUAGUUUUUUUUCGAGAGACUUGUGGGAUUUUCUCGCCUUGUUUGUCGUCUUUCGACAAACAAACGUUCUUGUAGUUUGCAAUCAUUUUAGCUUCACACAACUUGCCUGGAAGUCGUUCCAUACGCUCGCUCGCUGACGUGGGGUUUGCAAUGGGUUUGUGAUCGAGGUGUCAUUUUAUAGAGAAAUGAAUUAAAAUUGAAAUCUUAAAACCUACA